AUGCGACCAACUCGUGGCGGCCUCGUCGCGACGGCGGCGCUGCUGCUGGUUCGAGCGACCAUGUCGUCGGCUGGCGGCGGCGGCGGCGCCUGCAAUGACACGGCCGGCGACGACGUCGUCCGGCGGCAGCCGCGCCAGGUCGCCCACGUGGACCACCUUGCGCUGCCGCACAGCGGUUCGACGACCGUGGCGACGGCGCUGCGGCGCGCGCUCGAGGCGCGGGCGAUCCGGGGCGCCGCGUCGUGCGCGAAAUGCUCCGCCGCGGCGUGCGGUGCCGACGCGCUGCUGCCGGUCCGCGCGACGCUCGUCUACCGCGCGGGCCACGCGCACUUCCCGCUCGCGGAGCGCCGCGCGCACAUCGCCUCGGACUGGGCCGACGGCGCCGUCUCCCGCGCGCGGGAGGCGUCCGGCGGCGCGCGCCAGGCGGAGCACGAGACGCGCAUGGGCCUCCGCGGGCCCUCGCCGCGCGUCGCGCGCCCGGGCGCCGUCGUCACGGUGCACGUGCUGCGGGAGCCGGUCACGUGGCUCUGGCGCACGCUGAUGCGCUUCUCGUACAUGCCCGUCGAGGGCGCGGCGCGGCGCGGCUCGCGGACGGCGUCCGGAGCGACGCACCGGGGCCGCGCGCGCGGCGAGCCCGCGUCGGCGUGGCUCGAGCGGAACCCGUUCGCGUGGAACAUGCAGGCCCAGUUCCUCGCCGGCCGGCCCCGCUUCGACUGCAACCGGACGCUCGCGGCCGCGCGCGACGACGCGGAUCCCGAAGCGCUGCUGCCGCGGGCCGAGGCCGAGCUCGCCGACGAGGCCGCGCUCGCCUUCGGGCUCUUCGAGCGCCUCGAGGACAGCGCCCAGCUCAUCGCCCACGCCCUCUGCCUGCCCAAGGCCACCCUCGUCGCGGGCGAGACGCGGCGCGGCGCCUUGCGGGCGUCGAACCGGCGGUCGCCGCGGUCCCGGUCCGCGCCGCCGUCGAAGACGGAGGCGGCGCCGCCGAAGCUGCAGCGCCGCGACAGCCUGCCGCCGCCGUCGACGCCGCGGAAGGAGCCGCCCAAGGCGCGCACGCCGAGCACGUCCGCGAAGUGGCUCGGCGCCGGGUCCUGCGUGAUCCUCGACGAGUACGCGGCGACCGCGACGCCCUCGCGGCCGGCGACGUCGCCCGCGCCGGACCUCGGCGGCGUCGUGGCCACGGCGCUGGACCUGGCGCACGUGCCCCUCGCGGAGCCGACGACGCCGAAGACGCCCGAGGGGGGGCUGCCGCGCGCGGAGCGCAUGGUCUCGGCCGACUUUGAGGACGCGGGCGCCGCCGCGCCUCCGCUCGCGCUCGGCGGCGACGACGCGGCCCCGGCGCCGCCGGACCUCGAGGUCGCGCUCGCGGCGGUCGCCCACGUGGACCACCUUGCGCUGCCGCACAGCGGUUCGACGACCGUGGCGACGGCGCUGCGGCGCGCGCUCGAGGCGCGGGCGCUCUUGGGCGCCGCGUCGUGCGCGAAAUGCUCCGCCGCGGCGUGCGGUGCCGACGCGCCGCUGCCGGUCCGCGCGACGCUCGUCUACCGCGCGGGCCACGCGCACUUCCCGCUCGCGGAGCGCCGCGCGCACAUCGCCUCGGACUGGGCCGACGGCGCCGUCUCCCGCGCGCGGGAGGCGUCCGGCGGCGCGCGCCAGGCGGAGCACGAGACGCGCGUGGGCCUCCGCGGGCCCUCGCCGCGCGUCGCGCGCCCGGGCGCCGUCGUCACGGUGCACGUGCUGCGGGAGCCGGUCACGUGGCUCUGGCGCACGCUGAUGCGCUUCUCGUACAUGCCCGUCGAGGGCGCGGCGCGGCGCGGCUCGCGGACGGCGUCCGGAGCGACGCACCGGGGCCGCGCGCGCGGCGAGCCCGCGUCGGCGUGGCUCGAGCGGAACCCGUUCGCGUGGAACAUGCAGGCCCAGUUCCUCGCCGGCCGGCCCCGCUUCGACUGCAACCGGACGCUCGCGGCCGCGCGCGACGACGCGGAUCCCGAAGCGCUGCUGCCGCGGGCCGAGGCCGAGCUCGCCGACGAGGCCGCGCUCGCCUUCGGGCUCUUCGAGCGCCUCGAGGACAGCGCCCAGCUCAUCGCCCACGCCCUCUGCCUGCCCAAGGCCACCCUCGUCGCGGGC
Aureococcus anophagefferens is the source of this 2124-nucleotide messenger RNA. RefSeq lists its product as hypothetical. The record is from RefSeq and is a predicted model, not a curated record. The transcript has 3 exons. The annotation marks the transcript as partial. NCBI's taxonomy places the organism in Eukaryota, Pelagophyceae, Pelagomonadales, Pelagomonadaceae.